GCAAUAACUUGCACUAAAACCACCAUGAGCAUCCAGCAUUCUACCUCCACGUCCAUGCCAGGCGCCUUCCCAAGGGCGGUUCGGUCGUCGUGCCGUCCCCGGAGGAAGAAUUCGGUCACUCAUUCCGUCGCUUCCAGUCGCAGAUCCUCUGUGGUCUCGCAUGGUGACAUAUCCUCCUCCUCCUCCUCUUCCAUCGCCGCCUCGCUCGCCCCCACUCGGCGGAGGAGACGGCGGUCGUCGACCUCCACGUUCGAGUCGUUCACCUCUUCGGAGGAAAAGAUCACUCUGUGGCUUCGGCUCUCGGCAUUCGUGCCAAUGAUGCUCGGGAUAAUCAUGAGCACGCUCUCUGUUCUCGUGAUCACGCUCGUUCCUUCAAUGGCACUGCCGCAGCCCCCGGCGCAUGGCCUUGAAGCGUAUGAGGACGAGAUCGUUCCCGAGUCCGCUACCCCCUCCAUGUUCAGCUCCUCCCUGUCCGUGGAGGUACCCGAGAUGUCCAACACUGGAUUCGCCUCGAGUAUCUCUAGCAGGAGGAACUGCAGACCGGAUAUCAGUAUCGGCGAAACAUUCUUGUCCUGCCUCCGAUACAAGCGAGCCAUUUUGCGGCUUGCGCGUCCUCUGAGUAUACGACACAAGUCGAAACUCAGUGUUUCAGCCAAAGCAGUCCCUCUCGUUGGCAACGAGAGGGGGCAGGUCUCACAAAAGGGGCCUGUGCUUCCGCGCAAGUCCUUGCUCCGCCUUCGUUCCAUCUUCCGGAUCAGGAGGGAAAGAAAGUCGUCGGACAAGGUCUCGUUUGUGGGUCGGUGAUAUGUCUUGCAUUGGCUCGACAACUCGUCCCAUUAUAUCAUGCUGUACUGUUCAUACCCUCCCUAUUCAUUUUUUUAUUGUCUCGGAUCAGUGGACAAUGGACAUAUUCUUGUGAAAUUAAAACAUUCUGGACAAUUUGUCGAGGAGACUCGAUGAGAAAGC
Molecule: messenger RNA, 966 nt
Organism: Mycena citricolor
Lineage: Eukaryota; Fungi; Basidiomycota; Agaricomycetes; Agaricales; Mycenaceae
Source: the annotation of a GenBank genome assembly